This is a messenger RNA of Closterium sp. Yama58-4, 1317 nucleotides long. The record is from the annotation of a GenBank genome assembly. Lineage: Eukaryota; Viridiplantae; Streptophyta; Zygnematophyceae; Desmidiales; Closteriaceae.
AUGAAGCCGUCUUUAAUCUACACCACCUUCCUCCUCUUCUUUCUCCCCUCACCUUCCGAUCGCCUGGUAUCGUCAGUCAAGAUCAAGUCAUCGCAAGAAGACGCGUUAUUAUCUCUCAAGGGUGCUUAUAGCGGAUUUACUGGCUCCACGUCGUGGGCGAAAGGCGCCGAUUGCUCGAAAUGGAUCGGCGUCGCGUGCGGUCCCGCGGGAAACGUCCUCAAACUCGCUUUAAACAGCUCCGCGAUAAAGAGCCCUGUCGCGGGAAUACCCUCCAGCUUAUCGGGUCUGUCGCAUCUACAGAUGCUGAGCCUCGCGAAUAACGCCCUGCUCGGCCCGCUCACAACGACUCUCUCUAAGCUGACUCGCUUGCAGCAUCUAGACCUUUCAAGCAACCUCUUCAACAAGAACCCUAACUACAUCUGGAACCUCACGCAGCUGACUUACCUCGACAUUUCCAAUACACUCGUGAGCGGCCCGCUUUCGCCGUCCAUCGGCGCGCUUACCAACCUCAAGGUUCUAAACGUGUCCAAUACCUACCUCUCAGGAGCGAUUCCGGACGAGUUCAGUCGCCUCGCAAGUCUGCAGUUCGGCCAUUUCGACAGAUGCUUCUUCACGGACCUGCCGGCUAUGUUCCCGGAAAUAGACGGCAGCGGGUCUAACCUGACGUUCUCGGCAAGCGUGAACCUGUUAGCCGACAUGCCCAUCACAUUCCCCGCCUCAGGCGCAGGGAUCGUGUCGAUGAACUUGGCGGGAAACCACAUCGCGUCGCUCCCAACGGAAAUCGUGCUGAUGAGCGACCUGACGAGCCUCAACCUCGCUGGGAACGGCAUCGAGGGACAAAUGGCGGACUACGAUUGGCCGAUCCUGGAGAACAUCGAAGGGCUGUUCUUCGGGCGGAAUCUGCUGGCGGGCGAGGUCCCCGUGUCCGUCAGCACACUCACGAAGCUGAAAUACUUCCACUUUGGCGCCAACGCGCUCAACGGUACCUUGCCAGAAGAGCUGGGAAAUCUGUCAGAGCUACUAAGCUUGGACCUAAGCAGUAAUGCGGACCUAGGAGGCUACUUUCCUGUCAGCAUCAACGACCUUCCGAAUCUAACCCGGCUGGUACUCGCAGGAGACAGCUUCACGGGGCCGCUGCCGCAGCCAGCUCUGGGAGCCCUCAGCACGUUCGUUCUGGACGUGCGGAACAACUCGUUCACGGGGUCGCCGAUUAUCCAGGGUGUUUGCCCUGCGGAUUACCCCACGCGGCUGAAGGUGGAUGAGAAUUGCCUGGAUGUGCUGCCCGACUGCGAAACCACCCAGGCCGUGUGCUCCUGA